Messenger RNA from Monodelphis domestica (gray short-tailed opossum), 2697 nucleotides. It is a transcript of the gene IER5, whose product is annotated as immediate early response 5. NCBI's taxonomy places the organism in Eukaryota, Metazoa, Chordata, Mammalia, Didelphimorphia, Didelphidae. The record is from RefSeq and is a predicted model, not a curated record.
UUACACAUUACUGGGAAUUUUUUUUUUUGGGGGGGGGUCUUGGGGGCGGUGGCAGGGGGCCCACCGUUAGGAGCACCAGCUUUGGUUCUGGGAAUCUAGCUGUGUCUAGUUCACACCUAACCCACUCCCAAAUACACAAGCAGCCGAACAAAGGAGUGGGCUGGCGCCGACUUUCUCCCGUCUCCUCCGAGAAAGCCCGAGCUCCCACUGAGGUGACACCUUGGGGACUUUGCCUUCUCCUUCCCCUCCCCCACGCUCUCGAGAACCGCUUCCUCUUCCACGCUGUUUCCCCCUUUAAGAGAGGGCUCCGCGGGACUAACGUUCGAAUCUGCCCUGUCUUCCGUCCUCAGCCUCUGAUUGGCUGGGAGACGCGCACGAGGGAGCGCGAGCUCUCCCCGAACCGGUCGGAACGGUCGCUAGUCCCGCCUGAUUGGCUGGCGCGAGAGGGCUAUAUAAAGCCGCCGGGUCGUCCGUCUCCUCUCAGUUAGCGGCGGGACUGGUUGCUAAGCUGCUGUGUCGUGUGUCGCGGCCGUGAGAAAGGGGGUCAGAGCUCGCGUCGUCGUUGUCCCGGUUGUUUGUUCAGUCGGUUUGGGCUGAGGGAGGAGCUGACGCGUCUCCGCCUCCGGCCCCACACCCUCACCGUUGACGGGACGAGAGGGUAGCCCAGGACGCGCCUCUCCCCUCGGCCUCCGUGAGUCAGACGCCCGAGAGCUGCGGAGGCGCCUGAGCAAGGAGGAUGGAGUUCAAGCUGGAGGCUCACCGGAUCGUCAGCAUCUCCCUGGGCAAGAUCUACAACUCGAGGGUUCAGCGCGGCGGCAUCAAACUCCACAAAAACCUGCUGGUGUCCUUGGUGCUACGCAGCGCCCGCCAGGUCUACUUGAGCGACCCCUGUCAAGGCGGCCUCUGCCUGGGUGGCCCGGGGGCUGGGGGACCCUCGCAGCCGCAGCCCCCGCCGCCACCGCAGCAGCAGCAGCAGCAGCAGCUUCCCGGGGAGCCGGCCCCGGGCUGGGGAGAUCCACUCCCGAGAGACAGCAGCAUGGAGCAGGACCCUGAGCCCGCCCUGGCCACCCUGGAGCCGCCUGCCCUGCCCCCAGGGCUCGGGAAGCGCCAGAUGGAGGGGUCGCCGCCGGUGAGAGCCGAGGCGGUGCCCGAAGCCCCGAGGCGCCGCGUGGAGGCGACGGAGACGGAGAGAAGUGGCUGCAGCGGCGCCGGCGGCGGGGGGGAAGGCGCCCCAGAGGGGCCGCCUCGGGCGCGGCACUGCUGUUGCCGCCGCUUUUGCUGCUCUCCCCCCGGAACCCCGCGGGCUGACUGCGGCUGUCGCCCGCGCUCGGACGAGGGGGCCCCGCAGCCGCCGCCCGUCUGCCCCCGUAAAAGGAGCGCCGCGGGGGUAGGGGUUGGCCCCGCGGGGUGCCAGGCUUCGGGCGGCUCCCCGGUUAAGAAACCCCGCAGGGACUCGGAGGAGCAGCCGGGCGAGGAGGAGGAGAUGGAGACCGGUAAUGUGGCCAAUCUCAUCACCAUCUUCGGCUCCAGCUUCUCGGGACUCUUGCGUAAAACCCCCGUGGGCGGCCGGGAGGACGAGGACGGCGAGGAGGAGGAGGAGGAGGAGGAGCCGCAGCGCGGUCCGGAAGCGGCGGAGCCCGGGCCGAUGUACUGCGAUAAGCCGGUGUUAAGAAACCUCAACCCCUGGAGCACUGCCAUCGUGGCCUUCUGAUUGCCCGGGCCCGGGCGGGGCGGGGGGAGGGGAGGAAGGGGUGGGCGCAGCUUGGCCCUGCCUCCGCCCCAGCAGAGCGGGCUCCGCCCCCGCCCCCGGCCCGUGGGGACCACCUGGAGCCGGCUGGGCAGCGGGACCUGUCCGGGGGCCGAGCAGCGGGACUCAGCCCACCCUCGCCGGGGCACCCCCGACACGCGGGGGGUCUUGUGUUAUAAAGCUGUUUUUUGUAAGUUUAUUGUUGAAGUAAGGCUUUUUUGUCACAGGGUUUCUUGUCCGGGGCUUGAGACACAGGGGGGAGGGGCGGGGCGGGCGGGGGGCGUGGAGCUGGGACUUUCCUCCACCGGCGGCUAGAAGGAAGCGGCCGCCCCGGGCCGGGGAGUCCCCCUCACUCUGGGGGAGGAAGGGACUUUUUACACACUCCUCGCUCACAUCCAGCCCGGAGCCCUGCUGGGGGCAAGAAUGCUCUUCUUCGGCUUUUCCUAAGGGGAGAGGGGUUCAGGCUGGAGCCGGCUCUUCCUCCGUCCCCUUUCCUCACCACCUCUUGUUCCCAGUGAAGAAUCUUCUUCCCUCGAGCUCAAACUUCGGGGGUGGGAGGGAAAAUUUCUUUUUGACAAAUUCCAUCCUCACCCUUCUCCCUCAACACCCUCCUAUCCCCAAUUUAAAAAAGCUUGAUAAGCUUCUUAGAAGAGAUCAAGCUUAGAAAUACUGAGUUUAUAAGGAAAUAUAUAUAUACAUAUAUAUAUUUUUAAAAGCUCUAGGUCAGAAUUAUUACACAGUGCUUUUAAAAAGUGUUUAAUGAAAAAGUUUACAGAUGCCCUAAUGGAAAGGCCUUAUGGCUUAGUAGAUUUGAUUACUCCCGUCUUUGUUGUAUAAAGGCUGGGAGAACUUGUAGAGUUUUUUGUACAGUAUUUUCUUCGUGUAUUGACUUUUUUUUUGUAUAAAAUGUAACUUUACGUGUCUAACACGUAUUAAAUAUUUUGAAUCAA